Colletotrichum destructivum is the source of this 2433-nucleotide messenger RNA. RefSeq lists its product as uncharacterized. NCBI's taxonomy places the organism in Eukaryota, Fungi, Ascomycota, Sordariomycetes, Glomerellales, Glomerellaceae. The transcript has a single exon. The record is from RefSeq and is a predicted model, not a curated record. The coding region runs from base 1 to 2433 and encodes 810 amino acids.
AUGAAGACGUCAGCGGUAUCACGACGAUUCCAUAGCCGCGAACCUGAUGCCAACAGCCUCGAAUUGUCUUCUCUCACUCUGCCACUGCAGGAAGCCUCUCAACAGAUUGACAGUUCUCCAUUGCAUUUGUCAGUCGGACAACCAGCGCGGAAGAGUCAGAGGAGAGACCCCGAGCAGCAAGAUAUCACAGAGCGGUCAGAGCCCGACGCCGAAACAUCUUUACUCAACGAAAGAAGGGCCUCGAAGGAGGAGAUCCCAAACCGCUAUUCAGCGCCAGCUCGAUGGAACGCCCUCGGUUUCGUGGGGCUCUGCAUCAUAGUCCCGGGAACCGUUGUGAUCUUGGCGGCCACCGCCUUCCUGGCCUACCUCUGGCAGUCCUCGAUGCGCGCGAGAGCCGGACAGUCGCAGGGCAGCCAUGGUGGGUUGUGGGACCUGAUCGUGCUGUCUAACUGGACCUCGGUAACCGUCACCCUCACCGCCGCUGUCGUGCGCGUCUGUCUCGCGCUCCAGAUGGGCGUUCUCACCGGCAUGAUCGCCUCUCUCUUGAUUGAGAAGUCCGGCGUUCCCAUGGGCUCGGCCCUAUUCGUGUCUAUACUGCGGGCCGUCUCUGCGUCCCCCUAUCACCUGGUCUCGAGAGCUGCGCUGACGACGCCCUUCGCCAUCGCCGUCGGCCUUGGGGUGCUUCUGACAGGCGCGUCCCAAUUCACGUCGACGGCGCUUCUGUUCGAUUUCGACCUCGCCAACAUCACAACGCUGAAGCAGACGGUUGUGUUGCCUUACGGCAGCAGCCAGCCAGAGAAUCCGAGUGUCGACGGCCUCGACAGUCCAGUCGGCACGCUCCGAGGGUCGAAAAUCUGGAAUUCCCAGCCCGACACGUAUUUUCGGUUUGCUGAACAGAAAUUCCCGGGUCCUGUUUCCAAUGUCGAUGUCGGUGUCGACGUCGAUGAUUCGGGCACAACGCUACGGGCAAUCUUGCCGUUCACCAGCGCUGUGAACCGUACGAAGCUGCGACAGUACGAUGGCCCCGCCGUCGUGUUCGACUCCAGAGUAGCAUGCAUGCGGCCCGUUGUCCAGGAUCUUCGACUUUCCAUAGUAGACGGCGGGCCAUUAUACAGACGAAUCCACCACUUCGACGAGGUUCUUAUCGGCGGUCGAUGGUCAACUCCCAAGGAGCCCACGUCGGCCUUGGAAACAGAAUACAGGAGAAGUCUGUGGCCAUUCAACUGCGUCAUGCUCACGCCCAAGGCCGUCGAAGAGGCCAAGUAUUGGCCGGUAUCCAUCUGUGCAGCUCUGGGCGGGUCGUCGACGUGGGACUCCAUAUUCGCCGAGAUGCCCGGGCUUCGUUCCACGGUGCUCCCCAUGUCCAAAGACAGAAGCAGAAGCAUCUUCCACGUCUUCAACACGACGGGGUCGAUAGAAUCAUGGGGGAAGCACCUGUUGACGAACGAAAUCCCGGAGAACGGAAACUACCUCGCGACGCAUUCUCUCGAACAGCUAAACUGGACGUCGUCCGAGGAAGGGAUCUGGGUACACCUGCGGCCACCAGCCGGCUCCAUCAACGCCAGCGUGUCCAUCAGCACAUGCUUCACAAACCUUCCCGGGAUUUUCCAGCACGUCGAAAUGUCCAGCGAUCAAGACGGCGCUGAGCCCGGUCUCUCGUGGGACAGAGUAAACGCGCGGUAUGAGACGGCCCCGAUUCGAGAUCAGUAUGAAAACCUCGGCGACAACACAGCAGUGCGUGAUUCACGGGGCAUCCUGACCCUACACCCGAAGACCGGCUGGGGCUUCGAGGAGGACGAGAGGAACAUGACGGAGACCACCAAGUCCAGGUCACGGAUGCCCUUCAGCAGCGUGGCCGACGGUCUGCCUUAUAUGAGUCUGAGCGGCGCCCAGCGGGACCUCGAAGUUCUAGCUAGCGGAAUCCUGGUUCCCGGCGCGUUUUCCCCGUACGCCGUGCACUACGCGCAUGCCGCGCUCUUCCAGGACAUGGCCAUGACUACCGGCAGUCUGGCGCAAGGACUACAGGGGCUCUUUACCGUUCUUCGGCAAAUGGCGUACUAUGAGAUUUCUCCGUAUUUUGAUAUGCAAUCGCCGGCUUCGUUGAUCCUCUCGAACGAGAGGCUUAUACCUGUGCGAUGGACCGGUUUCACCGUCGUUGUCGGCAUGGUUUUUAUCCAUUUGGUUCUCCUUGCUGUUAUCUUGGUCCUGUUCUUCAAGUUCACUCGGCUGAGUUGGCUUGGAAAUGUGUGGAUGUCAUUGAGCCAGGUUGUGUCGUUGGAAACACAGGAUUUGAUUGACAAGAGUACAGACAAGUUGGAUAAGGAGGUGGAAAAGGCGAUCAAGGGAGAAACAUCCAGAGCAGGCACAGGAUCAACGGAACGGGUCAGGAUCAAAAGAAAUGAUCUGAGGGGGAGAAGCGAGGUUUCCUAUUGA